Messenger RNA from Effrenium voratum, 1674 nucleotides. NCBI's taxonomy places the organism in Eukaryota, Dinophyceae, Suessiales, Symbiodiniaceae. The record is from the annotation of a GenBank genome assembly.
AUGGCUAGGAGGCGAGGAUCAAAGCGCACGAUCGAAGAGAGAGCGCUGGAUGAGGCAGCAUCACCACAUUCCCAACUCUGGACCUGCAUCAUGGAGCUUUGGGCCUGGGGCGUUCUGUCAAGCCCAAUUGUGCAAAAGCUGGCGCAAGCAGCCCGCCGGAGCGGCUGCUCUGCCCACGACAUCGACACGUUGGCGCAGCUAGGUGCCAGCGGUGCGCACGAAGGCAACUGCCACCGGGACUUACUGCGCGCGUACGCUGCCCGUUGCGUGACCCCGGCGCUAUCGCCGGUGACUUGCCCAACGAAGGUCAGAGCGCCGGAAGGCGCGGCAACGCUCGACACUCAGCAAGCAGUGCUGCCUGCUUCCCAAUGGAUCCGGCGCGUGUGUGAGCAUGGCUUGGACACAGCCUUGCUGGGCUCGGACGCAGAGCGCGCAAUCUUCUGGGCCGCCCAGAAGGACUCGCCUCGCGCAACGGGCGUAGGCUACUACCAUGUCCGUGACUUCUGCCCAGAAAAAACAAUACCGCUGCUACUUUUUGCCGACGGCGCGAGCCAUGCGGAGCACGAUUCCAUCGUGUCAGUGAGCUUCCGGAGCCUCUUGGCGCACCAGUGCGACAUCGCAGAGAGCAUGUUUCUCCGCCAUGCCCAAGCCUUGGUAGAAGAUCUCAAUCGUUUGGCCCACGGGCUGGACCACGACGGCUCCGCGCUGCCUCUCAGAGCUGUAGUGUGGGUUGUCUCUGGCGACUACGAGCAUAUGGCCAACGAGUAUGGCCUCCCGCACUGGACGAGCCUUGCCUGCUUCUGGUGCUCUGCGCCAAAGGAGCACUUCUUCGCCUUUGCUGACAUCCCAGCUUUGACGCGGUCGGCUGAAGACAUGCUGGACCAGGAUGCGCUGGACCAUCCACUCAAAGCUUUGACCAACUACUCUCCAUGCAUGUUUGCCAUCGACACCCUUCACUGCGUGGACCUCGGAGUGGCAGCCCACGUCUACGCCAACGUGUUCCAUGAGCUCACACAGGAGUGGCCAGAAACUAAGGCGGCCAGCCUGAGCAGACUCAACAAAGAGCUGCGGUCGCACUGCGUUGCAGUCGGGUCGCCCGCGCCGCCGCUGCUGCGAUACGAAAACUUCGCGCCACGGUCCGGCGAGUACCCGAAGUUGCGCCACAUGAAAGGUGCCGCAAUACGCCGCUUGGCGCCAGCUGUGCAAGCCCUUGCUGCCGCAUAUGGGCGCGGAAGCGCGCAUCGCAAAAGGAGGGCUCGCGUGGCCGCCUUGCUGCGCGCAAUCUAUGACUCGACUUCCUGCCGACUUGUCAUGCCAGCAGCCAAGCACGCGGAGUUUGCCCGCGUGCUGACGGAGUUCCUGGAAGAGUAUGCCAAGCUAGCCACCUCCUGCAGGGGUAACGGAUGGCACGUCGUCUUCAAGUUUCACAUGCUCAGGCACUUAGACGAACAGUCUAAGCACUUGAGCCCGCGGUUUGUGUGGACAUACCCAGGAGAAACUUUUAUGUCGUUCAUGUGCCAAAUCGCCAGCUCUUGCUCGCGGGGCACGCCUGGCCGACUGCUUGGCGUCAAAGUGCUGCAGAAGUACCGGGUCGCCCAGCAUCUCAUGCUAUCGCAGCAGAUCCCUACGCGCUCACGGUUUCCAGUCGAUGAACUCGACGAACUCGAAGAUUGA